Messenger RNA from Zasmidium cellare ATCC 36951, 3042 nucleotides. Its product is annotated as glycoside hydrolase family 31 protein. Gene Ontology annotation, molecular function: hydrolase activity, hydrolyzing O-glycosyl compounds; carbohydrate binding. Lineage: Eukaryota; Fungi; Ascomycota; Dothideomycetes; Mycosphaerellales; Mycosphaerellaceae. Gene Ontology annotation, biological process: carbohydrate metabolic process. The record is from RefSeq and is a predicted model, not a curated record. The transcript has 3 exons. Bases 1 to 3042 code for a protein of 1013 amino acids.
AUGGCUCGCUUUGGCUGGAAGCAAGCUCUGCUUGCCAUCUCUUCUUCGCUCGCCUAUGCCCAAGACUCGACUUCUUCGAACCCAGCAGAUGGCCUAACGACUACUGCGUACGGCUCUUCGACGACUGGCUCCAUUGCGAGUGCUACUGUUUCUGGCGCCACGAGCACUUUUUCUAUACCCUUCACUGUACCCGCGUCUGCCGACAUUGGACCCAAUGUGCUGCCGAAUGUCAAGGAUCCAAAUGCAAAGCAGGCACAAGCUUUAUGUCCUGGAUACAAAGCUAGCAAUGUGUCGAAUACCGAGUUUGGCUUUACAGCCACCUUGGGCCUUGCUGGAGACGCUUGCAAUGUCUACGGAACCGACAUCGAAACUCUUUCCUUCGAGCUUGACGUGCAGUCGGCGCAUAGAAUGCGGAUCUUGAUUCAGCCAGCGUACCUCGAUAACACCAACAGAAGCCAGUACAUCCUCAACGAGAACAUUGUGCCGGCUGGGCAGCAGGGUUUUGCACAACCCGAGACACAAAGCAUCGACUUGCAAUUUUCGUGGACGAACGAGCCGACGUUUGCCUUUACGGUUGUAAGGAAAUCGACUGGAGACGUGCUCUUCGACACCACUGGUAGCGUCCUUGUAUACGAGAACCAAUUCAUCGAGUUUGCGUCUCAGAUGCCCGAGAACUACAACAUCUAUGGCAUGGGAGAGCGCAUCCAUGGCUUGAGGCUGGGCAACAACUUUACUGCUACAUCUUACGCUGCUGAUGUUGGAGAUCCAAUCGACCAAAACAUUUACGGCGUUCAUCCUUUCUACCUCGAUACCAGAUACUACGAAGUUGACGAAGAGACUGGCGAGCAUACAUUGGUCACGACGCAAAACACCACAGCUGAUGGCGAAUACGUCGGCUUGAGCCAUGGCGUUUUCUUGCGAAAUGCACAUGGAAUGGAAGCCCUCAUGCUCCCGACCAAUCUCACCUGGCGCACCAUUGGUGGUAGCAUUGAUCUGUACAUCUUCGACGGUCCUACACAAGAGAAGGUGACGAAGCAAUACCAAAUUGGAGCCAUCGGCUUGCCUGUAAUGCAAUCUUACUGGACAUUUGGCUUUCAUCAGUGCCGUUGGGGCUACGAGAACUGGACAGAGUUGGAGGCUGUAGUCAACACCUACCGAGACUUCGACAUCCCUCUCGAAACCGUCUGGACCGACAUCGACUACAUGUUCCAGUACCGUGACUUCACCAACGAUCAGAAUACCUUCCCUUACGGUCCCGGUCAAGAAUUCCUCAGCCGUCUCCACGCCAAUGGCCAACACUACGUCCCCAUCGUCGACUCCGCCAUCUACAUUCCAAACCCCUACAAUGCCUCGGAUAACUACUCCAUAUACACGGAUGGCAACGAUCGUGGCGUGUUCCUCAAGAACCCUGAUGGUAGCCAAUACAUUGGCUCUGUCUGGCCAGGCUACACAGUAUUCCCUGACUGGCAUGCUGCUGAGGCUGUCCCAUGGUGGACAGACAGCAUGGAGGCACACCACAAGAACGUCCCAUGGGAUGGCAUCUGGAUCGACAUGUCUGAGGUUUCGUCCUUCUGCAUAGGAAGCUGUGGGACUGGCAACCUUAGUUUGAAUCCAGUCCACCCUCCCUUUGGCUUACCGGGUGAAGAGGGCAACAAGAUCUUCACCUACCCAGAAGGCUUUAAUUUGACCAACGCUACCGAGGCUUCUGCGGCAUCGUCUUUGUCCGCUUCACAAUCUUCGGCCGUCGCUGCUGCAACAACUGCGGGACCUUCAACCACGGCAUAUGUAAUGGCGCCAGCCAUUACUCCUGAUAUUCGCAAUGUCAACCAGCCUCCUUAUGUCAUCAACAACGUCCAGGGCGAUCUUGCGGUCCACGCAGUCAGCCCAAACGCGACUCACAUUGACGGAGUAGAAGAGUACGACGUUCACAGCUUGUUCGGCCACCAGAUCUUGAACGCAACGUACCAAGCUCUCCUGCACGUCUUCCCAGAGAAGCGACCUUUCAUCAUCGGACGGAGCACCUUCGCUGGAAGCGGAAAAUACGCCGGCCACUGGGGAGGUGACAACACCAGUCUCUUCGCGUACAUGUACUUCAGCAUCUCGCAAGCCCUGAACUUCGCGCUUUUCGGCAUCCCGAUGUUCGGCGUCGACACCUGCGGUUUUAACGGCAACUCAGACGAAGAGCUGUGCAAUCGCUGGAUGCAGCUGUCGGCCUUCUUCCCCUUCUAUCGCAACCACAACACCCUCUCUGCGAACUCACAAGAGGCGUACGUGUGGGCAUCGGUGGCCGAAGCUACCAAGAAGGCGAUGAACAUCCGCUACUCGCUUCUCCCCUACAUGUACACGCUCUUCUACUACGCACACACCACUGGAAGCACGGUCAUGCGAGCUUUGUCCUGGGAGUUCCCUAACGACCCGACUUUGGCUGCUGUCGACACGCAGUUCUUGCUUGGACCUGCUAUUUUGGUGGCACCAGCCCUCGGACAAGGCCAAACCGAAGUGCAAGCCGUAUUCCCUGGCGUCAAGCAGGGAGAAGUCUGGUACGACUGGUAUACGCAAGAGGCCAUGUCUGCGAAGCCAGGCGAGAACGUGACCAUUGCGGCGCCUCUUUCGCAUAUCCCUGUGUUCGUUCGUGGCGGGUAUAUCCUUCCACAGCAGGAAGCUCUGUACACCACGACAGAGUCCCGCAACUCUUCUUGGAGUCUGAUCACCGCUCUUGACAAGGACGGCUCAGCUACCGGGCAGAUCUACCUCGACGAUGGCGAAAGCAUAGCACCACCGUCCAGCUUGCUCGUUGAAUUGACCGCAUCGAACGGAACUUUGUGGGCAUCGAGUCGUGGCUUGUACAAAGACACCAACAGCCUGGCCAACGUGACCGUUCUCGGCGUACAGAGCGAGCCCAAGUCAGUCACGCUGAACGGAAUGUCCAUCAACAGCGGGUUGAGCUACAACAGCACGAGCAAAGUCUUGAGCUUGAAGGGCCUCCAGAAUGUCACCAGCAGUGGGGCUUGGGCGAGUGACUGGACCUUGAAGUGGUCUUGA